CGGGCCGCGGGCCUUGAAGAUGGUCAGAAAGAAUCAAUUACCGACCGGAGGAAGGAUAGAUGCGCUAGAAAGCGAUCAAACGGCGCUGCAUUCUAGUCAGCCACUCGAACUAUAAGAAUACGACGCUGCCUCUACAAUGUACUUGAGACAGACGCCGCCAGAAUGGCUCUCGCCACACCUCGCUUACUGUUUUCGUUUGCCCUGGCAUUUGUCGCUACCGCUUUCGCUCUGCCUCAGCUGAGUUCGCCUCUUGGUCCUGUGGUCAAUCUUGGUUAUGCUGCUUUCGCAGGCAAUUCCACGUCACCAACGGGACAGGCUAACGGGCCAGUGACUUUCUUUGGUGGAAUACCUUAUGCACUACCACCGCUUGGAGAUCUACGUUUCAGAGCCCCUGUUCCGCUGGAUGAGCGGGUCGUGGAUGGUGGGAUUGUUUCAAUCACGGACACGCGUAACUGGGGUCCACCGUGCAUUCAGCAGCCUGCACAGGUUGGAAUUGGGGAAGAAGAUUGCCUGACUCUUAAUAUCUGGAAACCGACCGAUGCGAAGGAAGGAGACAAACUCCCGGUCAUUGUCUAUAUUCAUGGGGGUGGAUUCGUCUACGGUACACCGCAAGGGUUUCCGUUAUACGAUUGGGUCAAUCAGUCCAAUUUGAAGGUUAUCGGGGUAUCCAUGGCCUAUCGUCUCAAUGCAUUCGGUUUUCUCGCAGGAAGCGCCGUGCAGGCGGAUGGUGAUCUAAAUGUCGGACUUCUCGACCAGCGAGUUGCUCUUGAGUGGAUUCAACGUCAUAUUGCGAGCUUCGGAGGCGAUCCAGACGAGGUGACGAUCGACGGUCAGAGCGCUGGCAGUGCAAGCGUCGUAAUGCAAAUGACUGCUUAUGGAGGUUCCAAGCCAGCUCCCUUUAAGCGUGCAAUUGCGCAGUCGAUUGGGAUUGUUUCUACUCCCACGGCGAAUGACUCCGAGUCGAUGUUUAAAACUAUUGCGGAAGUCAUCGGAUGCCCCGUUUCUGAUCCGCAAGUCAUGUCUUGUCUUCGAAAUGCUUCGCUUGGUGCACUGAUAGCAGCUAUCAAUGCGGUUCCAUUCGAAACUCUUGCGCCGGUUAUUGACGGGCCCGGUGGCAUUCGCCCGGAAUUGCGGGUUGCGCUCAUCAGGUCGGGUAACUUCAGCGUGGUCGAUUUCAUAGGUGGUCAUUGCACAAAUGAUGGACGCUUUUCAGUGGGUGGAACUCCUGAAGACUAUAAAACGGAUGCGGAUGUGAUACGUUUUGUAUUUUCGCGCAUUCGUCCUUACAUUACGAAUGAAACAAUACAAGAAGCGCUUGCCAUAUACCCAGCACCAGGAGUACCUGGCAGUCCGUUUGCCACGCAAUAUGAUCGCGCGGCGAUUAUGUAUCAAGAUAUCGCUUAUGGCUGCAUGGACAUGUUCCUCGCUCAGAAUCUCCAGAAGAAAGGGGUCAAGAACAUCUUCACAUAUAGGUUCAAUUCACCGAACCCUGUGUUACUCGCGCAGACACCAUGGGAAGGUGUGAUGCAUACUUCUGACCUUUUCUAUUUGUUCGAUGGUACAACCUCGGCUCCAAAUGCAGGAUUCACGUUUACUCCGUUCAAUGCCACCGAAGCAGUUCUGUCAAAGGAGUCCAUUGCAUACUGGACGUCCUUCAUAUCCUCUGGCAAUCCUUCAACUUCACGGGAGGCUAUUUCGCCAGAGUGGCCGCCGUUCUCGUCUGGCAGUCGGAUGGUUCUCAGCCAACCUCCAAACUCAAGCUUGAUGGCGAGUGCAUCGAUGAUGGAGAUUACGCCUCCAGAGCAGAUCGAGCGCUGCAAGUUCUGGAUGUCGGAGAAAGUCGCGAAUCAGACAAGGCUUUGA
Messenger RNA from Fomitiporia mediterranea MF3/22, 1863 nucleotides. RefSeq names its product alpha/beta-hydrolase. The coding region runs from base 163 to 1863 and encodes 566 amino acids. NCBI's taxonomy places the organism in Eukaryota, Fungi, Basidiomycota, Agaricomycetes, Hymenochaetales, Hymenochaetaceae. The record is from RefSeq and is a predicted model, not a curated record. The transcript has 13 exons.